This is a messenger RNA of Cyclopterus lumpus (lumpfish), 1623 nucleotides long. It is a transcript of the gene chac1, whose product is annotated as ChaC, cation transport regulator homolog 1 (E. coli). Gene Ontology annotation, molecular function: gamma-glutamylcyclotransferase activity; glutathione specific gamma-glutamylcyclotransferase activity. The transcript is spliced from 3 exons. Gene Ontology annotation, cellular component: cytoplasm. The record is from RefSeq and is a predicted model, not a curated record. Gene Ontology annotation, biological process: glutathione catabolic process. The coding region runs from base 532 to 1122 and encodes 196 amino acids. Lineage: Eukaryota; Metazoa; Chordata; Actinopteri; Perciformes; Cyclopteridae.
ACUGCGCCAUGUUAUCGAGCUUAAACCAUUCAAUUCGUCGUCGCUUCUUGGCCGGGAGAAGAUCAACCACAGGGUGUGCGAACACCAUCGCCUCCUAAUUUAAAACCUCGAUCUUUUAUAGUCGCCAUCUUAAAAUCCGUACAGUCCCCUCAGCCGGCGAAGCUGCUGGUUGAAACGGGGCUUUUUAUUUCGUUUUCCAUUGGUGUGAAGGCCGAAGCGGCUGCCAUGGAUUUUUAAGGCGUAAUGCGGCUCCUCUAAUGCAACGGCAAUGCAUAGUGCAACACAAAACCGACUGCGAAAUUCCAUUUUCGCCACUGCUAAGCAGCUGGGCUCCAAUACCGUCCGCGGUAUCCCUGCGAGCCAACCGGUGCCGCUGCUCCUGGACCGGCGGAAGCUAACGCUAGCUAGCUAGUCGCCUCAAGCUAACGAGUUCGAUUUUUAUUUUUUGAACCGAGAGAAUUCACCGAUUUAUCUGAACGUCGUCAACGCUAUUGAUCAGAAGAAGAAAUAACAACAACAACAACAACAAAAAUGAAGCCUCAAGACAUCGUCGCCGGGAAGGCCAGCAGCCUGUGGAUCUUCGGGUACGGGUCUCUGGUGUGGAAGCCGGACUUCGCGUACAGGAGGAGCCAGGUCGGUUACAUUCAAGGCUACAAGAGACGUUUCUGGCACGGAGACAACUUCCACCGGGGGAACGACGAGUUGCCCGGAAGAGUGGUGACGCUGAUCGAAGAUGAUGACGCGAGCACUUGGGGCGUGGCGUUCGAGGUGACGGGCGCCGAAGUCGAGGAGUCCCUGAAGUACCUCACCGUGCGCGAGACGGUCCGCGGCGGCUACGUCACCAAGACGGUGGAGUUCUUCCCCGAGGGGGAGAAGCAGCCUUCGGUUCAGGCGCUGGUGUACAUCGCCACCCAAGAGAACGCCCUCUACCUGGGGCCGGCCAGCCCAGAGGUGAUCGGCGUCCAGAUCGCCGUGUGCCGAGGGAAGACGGGCCACAACCUGGAGUAUCUGCUCCGGCUGGCCGAGUUCAUGAGGAGCAGCUGCCCGCACGUGGAAGACCAUCACCUGUUCUCCAUCGAGGCCGCGGCGCUGAACGUGGUGUCCUAUCUGUUAGCGGCCUAGUAGCUCGUAAUCCUUUUCGUCGCACUAGUUUAUAUAGUGGACGUUACACACCACACACACACACACACACACUGAGGCUUUUCACAUGUCAUGCCACUCCACCUAUGUUUAAUGUUGUGAAAUCUAGCUUUACACUACCAUCCACUGUAUUUGAAUCCAUCGAAUGCUACUGAAGUGUCAAUAAAAGGGAAUCGUGAUAUUAAGUUUUUAUUUUUAUUUUACCCGUCUGAUGCUUGACCUUGUGUUCACACUGUAAAGUCACUCCUGCCUGGUGCAUGUUUGUACAUCAGUUACAACAUGUAUGAGGACUAGGUUUUUAUAAACUCCACUUGCACAUUUUAAUUUUUUUUAUGGAGCUAAAAUACCGUCCAUUCCAUACAGACUAAUUAUGGUAGUUGUACCUGUUUGCAAUUCACCAAAAGACCACUCGGUUUUAAAAUGUCACUGGUGGCAACUUUUAAAUCCAGUUGUAAAUGCCAAUAAAAAAAAAAGUUAAAAGAG